GCAUCGUGGAAAAGAAGGUGGGCCCAUGCGGUUCAUGCCCGUUGAAACCGCCACUCGAGAUAAGUUAGAGGAGGUACCUCCGUAUGGAUAUCCCCGAGAUAAGCCGGCACCACGGGAAGAUAGGGAAAAACUAGCGGCAUAUUUACCGAGUCACUUGUUACAAUCUCCAUCAUCUCAUCCCAGACGCUACAUACCUAAAUCAACAAAUGAUCGACCGCCAAGAUGAUACCUCCAGACGACAUCGAAAAGGGCCGUGACGCGGCCGCAGACGAACAAGUCGUCGCCGACGUGUCCGACUCAUCACAUGACAACAACAAAAACAAAAACAACAACAUCAACUACAGCAAUGGCAGCGGCGGCCUCCUCUCCAAACUGCGCGCCCUGGAGUCGGCGAUGGACCGCAAACUCGGCGUAGAGAGCGCCGCCAUCGACCGGAAGACGGCGUCGGACAAGACGCGCGCGCCAUGGCACGAGCAGCUGACCAUGGCGCUGCUGUGGGCCAGCGGGACGAUGAACGUCAGCUGCUUCGCGACGGGCUUCCUGGGGUGGGAGUUCGGGCUCAGCCUGCGGCAGAGCAUCCUGCUGUGCGUGUUCGGGUCGCUGCUCGGCGGCGCCGUGACGGGCUUCUGCGCGACCUUUGGCGCGCCGACGGGUCUGCGCCAGAUCUCGGUCGGCCGCUUCAGCUUCGGCUGGUGGCCCAACAAGCUGGUCGCGCUGCUCAACACGGUGCAGCAGAUCGGCUGGAGUUCUGUUGGGUGUAUUACCGGGGGGCUGGCGCUCGAGGCCGUGGCGGACGGGCGCAUCAGCAUUGCCGUCGGCGUGGCUGUGAUUGCGGUCGUGUCGCUCCUGGUCAGCUUCGUCGGGCUGCGCGCCAUCCUGGUGUAUGAGCGGUACGCGUGGUUUGUGUACCUCGUUAUCUUCCUCAUCAUCUUCGGCAUGACGGGCCCGUACGCCGACAACACCACCCCCGCCGCGGGAUCGGCCGCCGACGUCUCGGGCAACGUGCUCAGCCUGCUCGCCAUCGUGUACGGGUCGUCGGCCAGCUGGGCGACCAUUGCGUCGGACUACUACGUGCACUACCCCGUCGACACGUCGCGCGCGAAGGUGUUCGUCAUGACCACGCUGGGCGUGUCGGUGCCCACGGCGAUCGGGAUGGUGGCCGGCUGCGUGGUAUCGUCGGCACUCAACCGCCGCGCCGACUGGAAGGCGGCCUACGAGGAGGGUAUCGGCUACCUGAUCCAGGACAUGCUGCACCCGCACGGCUUCGCCAAGUUCUUGCUGGUCCUGCUCGUCCUGUCGGGCAUCAACUGCAACAUCCUCAACACGUACAGCGCCGCGCUCAGCUGCCAGCAGUUUGCGCGGCCGUUUGCGCGCGUGCCGCGCUUCCUGUGGACCGUCGCCUGCUUCGCCGUCAUCCUGGUGCUGGCCAUGGUCGGCCGCGACCACCUCAACGCCUACCUGCAGAACUUCCUGUCGCUGCUGGGCUACUGGUGCACCAGCUACGCCGUGGUCCUGUGGAUCGAGCACUACCUCUUCCGCCGCGGCAGCUUUGCGCGCUACGACCUCGACGGCUGGAACGACCCGGCGCGGCUGCCGCACGGCGUCGGCGCGGCGGUUGCUUUUGGCCUGGGCGUUGUCGCCUGGGUCAUGGGCAUGGUCCAGACGUGGUAUGUCGGGCCGCUGGGCAGGCUCAUUGGCUCGUAUGGGGGCGAUGUCUCGAAUGAGUUUACCUUGGUGGUGACGGUGCUGGCAUAUAUCCCGGCAAGGUUUGCCGAGUUGAAGUAUUUUGGGAGGUGACGUCCUUUUCUGAGAUAGAGUAUAAUACCCUGUGUAGCUUGAAAACUAAAGCCGGCUAAAUAAUAAGCAAGAACAUAAGGAACCCAUGAGACACCGAGGUACCUAACUUAGGUAAAUUCGACCACCAUAGCAACGGUUUGUGGUUG
Messenger RNA from Chaetomium strumarium, 1943 nucleotides. RefSeq names its product permease for cytosine/purines, uracil, thiamine, allantoin-domain-containing protein. Gene Ontology annotation, molecular function: transmembrane transporter activity. Lineage: Eukaryota; Fungi; Ascomycota; Sordariomycetes; Sordariales; Chaetomiaceae. The coding region runs from base 223 to 1797 and encodes 524 amino acids. Gene Ontology annotation, biological process: transmembrane transport. The record is from RefSeq and is a predicted model, not a curated record. Gene Ontology annotation, cellular component: fungal-type vacuole membrane; plasma membrane. The transcript has a single exon.